AUGUCGAUCGGAGAUGAUUACGAGCCGCUUGAAGUUAUCGGGAGAGGAUCCUAUGGGAUAGUUCGAAAAGUUCGUUUGAUCUCGGAUGGAUCGUACCACGUUAGAAAAGAGAUUGAAUAUAAUUCCAUGAAUGCACAGGAAAGAAACCAAUUGAUCUCAGAGCUUCGGAUCUUGAGAGAAUUGAACCACCCUAACAUUGUAAAAUACUACGCCCAUGAUCAUUUACCUGACAAGAAGCUGAUCCAUAUUUAUAUGGAGUACUGUGACGGUGGUGAUUUGGCAUCAGUCAUCGCAAACUUCAAGAAGACGAAAACUGUCGUUCCGGAAGAGUUUGUGUGGAAUGUUUUGGUACAAACAUUGUUGGCCUUGCAUCGGUGCCACUAUGGAGUAGAUGCAUCGAAAGUCAACUUAUUCAAUCAAGAAUCCAACAAUUCGUCAACCUCCGAUGAACCUAAAAUUAAUAGUGAUACUGUCAUUAUACAUAGAGAUAUUAAACCAGAUAAUAUCUUCAUGCUUAACCAAAGCGAAACUCAAAUUAAAUUGGGGGAUUUUGGCCUAGCAAAGAUGCUUACAUCUAAGAACGAGUUUGCCAAGACGUAUGUGGGAACACCCUACUACAUGUCUCCGGAGGUACUCAUGGAUCAGCCUUAUUCCCCUGUCUGUGAUAUUUGGUCAUUGGGUUGUGUCCUAUAUGAAUUGUGUACUUUACAACCUCCCUUCCAGGCGAAAACUCAUUUGCAAUUGCAAACUAGGAUAAAGAUUGGUACGUAUAAGCCAAUAUCUGAACAACAUUACUCUGUCCAUUUAAGAACAAUCAUCGAUGAUUGUAUAACCGUUGAUGUUGAAUCGAGACCUUCAUGUUUUGAAUUACUAGAAAACUUACCAAUAAAAUUCUUAAGGAAAGAGAUGGAGUUAAAGGAACGUCAGUCAUCAUUAAAUGACUUCCAAAGGCAAUUGCUUGUGAAGAACGAGGAAUUGAAGAAGAAAGAAUCUUUCAUUCUGCUGCUUGAGAGAAAGGUCUUCAGCCAAAAGGAUGAUUUAGAGACUGAAUAUCAGUCGAUGUUGAAGAAAUUCAAUACUCAUAAAAAGAAGAUUGAAGAAGAAUUGAUAGACGAAUUUGAACUUCGUAAAAAGGCCAUGGAUCAAGAAGCAAAGGAAGUGAGAAUAGGAUAUCAAAAGGAAUUUAAAUUGGUUGUAGAACAAGAGGUUCAAAAUAGAUUGAAUGAGAUCAUGGAUAAAUUCAAAUUGUAUAAUCAGCAGCAACUCCAGAACACUCAGCAUCAACAGGUUCACCAGCAGGCGCAACUGUUGCAACAGCAGCUUCAGAACCAAUUGCAUAUCCAGCAACAGCAACUAGAAACGUUCAAGAGAAAUGAGGGCCCUACAAGAAGCAUAUCCACCGAAAGCUUCAAGCUGCUGCUGCUGCAACAACUGCUGCUGCUGCUGCUGCUGCUGCCUAUCAAAUUGAAGGGCCCCAGAGAACUAGAACGGGAACGUGUUCCGUUGAAGUCUCGUAACUAUAACGAUGCGGAUGAAUACCACUAUAAAGCAACUGCAUUACCCUCAGCACAGGUACAGCUACAGCCACAGCAACAGCAACAGGCAAGAAUGCCAGGUGCCAACUACAGAACACGCAUAACAGAUGAACUUGAAAGAGUGAAUCUCGAAAAAAGACAUACACCGGAAUACGAAGAGUUAUAUAUUCGUAAAAACUUUCGUAAUUAG
This is a messenger RNA of Dujonia railenensis, 1725 nucleotides long. Lineage: Eukaryota; Fungi; Ascomycota; Pichiomycetes; Serinales; Debaryomycetaceae. The record is from the annotation of a GenBank genome assembly.